AUGCCUCUGGGAUUGAUAAUAGGACUGACUAGGGCAGUUCGGAGAAAGAGAACUUCAUCACUGUCUAUAUUAUCUUCCAAAAGAGGGCCAAGAGACUACUACAAGGGAAAGAACUGCAAGCCCACUGGAUUUCACACUCGGAAAGGUGGUUAUGUUAUGAUGGAUGAGAAGAUGCCACGUUACGUAGUUCCAGAUUUGACGGAUUUUAAGCUCAAGCAAUAUGUAUCACAAUGCCCUCGAGUUGCAAAUGCCGGUUCGACCACAGCAGAAUCUUCCGGGUCAGCCAAAGUAAAUGUUGGUUAAGAUUUUGGAUCUCACUGUGUUUCUUCGCCAUUGCCACGCCAAAACAAGUGUAGUAAAGACGUUGAACAAUGAUAUAUCCUCUCAGUGACUGCUUGUUGCAUUUUUGCCUCUGCAUCAUCCUGGACCUAUUUUUAUUUGCUGCCGUCAACAGAGAAUACGGCUAUGGAAUUAGGUGCGGCUCGUUAUUGUCAAUAUACAAGGAACAAUUAAAUUACAAUUUAUUUUUUAAACUCGGAAGUUUUGAAAUUGUAGUAUGGAAGUUUAUAAGUUGCUAAACUUAAUUUGACCCAGCAAAUUUUAGUUAGAUUCGAUUUAGA
Messenger RNA from Zingiber officinale, 620 nucleotides. Its product is annotated as 39S ribosomal protein L41-A, mitochondrial-like. The record is from RefSeq and is a predicted model, not a curated record. Gene Ontology annotation, biological process: translation. NCBI's taxonomy places the organism in Eukaryota, Viridiplantae, Streptophyta, Magnoliopsida, Zingiberales, Zingiberaceae. Bases 1 to 303 code for a protein of 100 amino acids. Gene Ontology annotation, molecular function: structural constituent of ribosome. Gene Ontology annotation, cellular component: mitochondrial large ribosomal subunit. The transcript is spliced from 3 exons.